Molecule: messenger RNA, 1488 nt
Organism: Drosophila arizonae
Lineage: Eukaryota; Metazoa; Arthropoda; Insecta; Diptera; Drosophilidae
Gene: S1P
Product: membrane-bound transcription factor site-1 protease
Biological process (GO): proteolysis
Cellular component (GO): Golgi apparatus
Molecular function (GO): serine-type endopeptidase activity
Source: RefSeq, a predicted model, not a curated record
UUUCUAAUUUCAGUUGUUAAUAGUGAAGCACAGAACUAUGAAGGUAUAGCCAAGGGACGUAUAAUAUUAUUGAUAGAUAGUUUCCCAAUUGGCACAAAUACGACUCUACGAAGGGAAGUAGAGUUGCAACUGACAAUAAAAAUUACACCAAAGCCACCCCGGCACAAAAGAAUUCUGUGGGAUCAAUUUCAUAGUCUAAGAUAUCCACCAGGCUAUAUACCAAGAGACAAUUUAAAGAUUAAAACUGAUCCGCUCGAUUGGAGGGCAGAUCACAUUCAUACAAAUUUCCGUGACACAUAUAUUCAUUUGAGAAACUCUGGUUAUUAUAUCGACGUGUUAAGAGAACCGUAUACUUGCUUUAACCCCAAUGAAUAUGGAGUUUUAUUAAUCGUAGACCCUGAAGAAGAAUUCUAUGACGAAGAGAUAUCCUGUCUCGAAAAUUAUGUUUACGAAAAUGGCUUAAGUGUUAUUAUAUUUGCGGAUUGGUAUAAUACAACGGUAAUGAGACACAUUAAAUUUUUUGAUGAGAACAGUAGACAAUGGUGGAUACCUGAUACUGGUGGGGCUAAUAUUCCAGCCCUAAACGAUCUUUUGAGACCUUUUGAUAUAUCUUUCGGUGACUUUGUUGGUGAAGGGCACUUCAAAUUGGGAGACCAUUCAAUGUAUUAUGCAAGUGGAGCAACGCUUAAAACAUUUCCAAAUAAUCGAGAUGAUGUAGUUAUUGGAACCAAUUUAAAUGAUCAAGGCGCAUCGAUUAUUACAAACGGAAAAUCGCAAAAUAUUUAUGCGAAACAAUUUUUACCUAUAAUGGGAUUAUUUCAAACUAAUUCCAAUGGUCGGUUCCUUAAUAAAACGAAGAAUCGAAGGGACCCUCCAGCUAACGAAAGCAUUAAGGACUGGGAUGUUCCAUUUAAUCAUUCAAUUUUAGAAAAUCGAAAUUUGUUCAGUGCGACCGUCACAGGUCGUAUUGCAGUCUUUGGCGAUUCCAAUUGCUUAGAUUCCUCGCACAUGGAGAAAGCAUGCUUCUGGCUUUUGACAACCAUAUUGGAUUUUGCGAUGAAUUCUCAUAAAUCAAUGUUAUUAGACAAUUUGAAUCGAAUUUCAGAGUUUAGGGAAAUGAAGGAAACGGCUUUACCUAUCAGAAUGCCAGGUAGUAAUUUAAAAAAGUUUUCAUUGGUGGUCAGACAUAAGAAGAAGUUUAUAUUGCAAUGCGAAAAACUGGAUUGGAUAGUGGCAACAACGUUAGCCAUUAGCCCAACGUUAGAACUGGAUGUCGAUAGAAUCGAAGGAAAUCAAAAUAAUAAUAUUAUUGCUAACUUGAAUACUGAGCUUGCCAAAAUAACUUGGAAUAAUGAUAAAUACGUUUCGGACCAAAUCGACAAUAAUAUUAAGAUAUCCGUUUUAUUUAUGAUAACACUCAGCUUAACUGUUAUUAUUGUUUUUAUAUUAUUCUUAAAAGGAAAAAUAGGAUUUAGUUCUUUUAAAUAA